This is a messenger RNA of Leishmania mexicana MHOM/GT/2001/U1103, 855 nucleotides long. Its product is annotated as putative haloacid dehalogenase-like hydrolase. Lineage: Eukaryota; Euglenozoa; Kinetoplastea; Trypanosomatida; Trypanosomatidae. The coding region runs from base 1 to 855 and encodes 284 amino acids. The transcript has a single exon. Gene Ontology annotation, molecular function: hydrolase activity. The record is from RefSeq and is a predicted model, not a curated record.
AUGCCCAGAAUGCCCAUCAAGGCCAUUGUCACCGACCUCGAUGGCACGUUGCUCAAUCCACAGCACUGCAUCAGCAACUACACCGCCAAAGUCCUGAACAAGAUCAAGGAAAAGGGCAUCUGCUUUAUCGUGGCUACUGGUCGCCCGUACACGGAGGUCUUCAGCAGAAUUCGGGAUUGCCACAUGGCGCCGGACUACAUCAUCACUAGCAACGGCGCCCGCAUUCACGAUGGCGCGUUCAACGUCAUACGUGAGCACAACAUUCGACCGGACCUUGUGGAGUCGCUUGUGCGGAUGCGCACGGUCAAGGACCCUGUGACUGGUGCCGAACUUCCGAAGAAGUUCACCACGAACAUCUACCGCGGGGCAGACUGGCUGACGGACAAGAGCAUCGCAGAGGUGAGCGAAGCCUUCCACGUGGACUUCCAGUGCACAGACCUUCAUGAGCACUUCUACGAGCUGCAGGCGUCAGAGCUGAAAGAGGUGCAUGAGAUUUGGUUCGCUGGCGACCACGACGAGCUCGUGCUGCUGGAUAAUGCGCUCAGAGAGAAGUACUCCGACGACCUUUGCUGCACCUUUUCCCUUCCCUACAUACUGGACUGUGUACCGGCAGGCGUCAACAAGGGCAAUGGUGUGCUAGAGGUGGCAGAGGUGCUGGGGUUGACGCUGGAUGAGGUGGCCUGCUUUGGCGACGGCAUGAACGACGAGUCGAUGCUGCAGGUGACCUCGACAUCCUUUAUUAUGGCAAAUGCUCAACAAAAGUUGAAGGAUGCCGUCCCGCACGCGCAGAUCAUCGGUAGCAACGCCGACGAUGGUGUGGCCAAGAAGCUGGAGGAAAUCUUUUUCUCAUCCUAG